Molecule: messenger RNA, 6314 nt
Organism: Dendronephthya gigantea
Lineage: Eukaryota; Metazoa; Cnidaria; Anthozoa; Malacalcyonacea; Nephtheidae
Exons: 4
Coding region: 112-5847 (1911 amino acids)
Molecular function (GO): protein binding
Source: RefSeq, a predicted model, not a curated record
GACAGUGUGGUAUUUUAAACCGUGAAGCAUCUUGGUUCAACCUGAAACCUCGCAAACUCCUGUACAAUAAAGUUUUUUUUUCAUACACGCCAUACCGUGUCAAGGUUGGUAAUGGCAACCCAAAUAACAGAGAAAGAGAGAAGAUGGGCUGUGAUUGGUCUAUGUUUAACCAAAGUUCUCACCCCUGCAUUGAGAAAGGCUCUUGCAAAGGAGAUUCCCGACUGGUACAACGAUUUAUGUCAGCACCCUACCAAAAUUGACAGACAAGUUUAUCCGGGACACCAGAAAAGUUUAGCUCCAUCCACUUUGAGGCUCAACUACAAAAAUAUCAACAACAAUGAUGCCUCUGGACUCAACCCCCCUGCAUAUGAUUACGAAGUUAAAGAUUCUUUGUCCUUGGCGAAGUUGUUUGUUCAGCCCUAUAUGUGCAAGUUCACCGGCUUUAACGAAACAAUGGAUACGUCUGCGGCCUUGUCAUUGAUUUCUGAAGCUGCUCCAUUUAUCAACAUGGGUGCUGCUGCUCAUGUGAAGGACGUUAGGGACAUCAGAAACGAAUGGGCGCAUCAGGACUAUCCUGAUGAAAAAAGGUUUGAUGAAUGUUUUGAAAUCAUGGAGUCUUUACUAAAGAGUAUUAAUCUUUUAUCUAAAGAUGAGGAAGAAUUUUGCAAUGAGCUACGUAGCUGGAAAGACUAUGGACCUCUGAACAUGGAAAUCUUUUAUUUGCUAAAAAAAGAAGCCAAGUUAAGCAAACGUCUAAAUGACAAGGAAGCAAGACUCAACCGCUUGAUUUCUGUCCAAGGAAAGGACACAUUACGAAUAUAUUUUGAUUCUAUUCAUCCUCCCGUCACCUUAACUACAUGGUUGAAAGGCCACCGUGAGACACUGGAAACACUGCAUGAAAGAGGAGAGAUCACGUCUGCACAAAUGAAAGUAUUGUUUCCUCCAGUUAGGCCAACAACAUCCAGUAAUUAUGAUGUCUCAUUGCUUUUCAUUUUAUUACGUAAUAUUUGUGGCCUCAACCCCCCUGCUUCUACUGGAUCGUGGGACGAGAAUCCUCCGGAAGACGACACUAGUCCAGAGGCUGACCUGGCGAGAAUUGAGUUUCAUGGAAACGAAGUUUUAAACAGCGACACUGAAGUAAGUAAAGAUGAUUUUAAAUUUUUUUGGGAUGAAAUCUCGGAAGCAUUGAUACGAAUACAUCGUCAUCUCAAAGAACCUCUCCCUACUCGAGAAAUUGAAGAGUUGAGAACAAGCCCUGUUGGUGAAGAUUCUUACAUAAUUUACAAGAAAAUUGAAGAGAAAUUUGAGAGGUUUGAAGAGAAAAUUGAAGAGAAAAUUGGAGAGAAAGUUGAGGAGAAAAUUGAAGAGAAAAUUGAAGAGAAAAUUGAAGAAAAAAUUGAAGAGAAAAUUGAGGGGGGGAGUGGAAAAAUCCUUUGUUUUCUCGCCUCAGUUCCUGUCAUAUUGCUAUCUGUGUAUACAUUAUCUACUCUUCUGGAAAAUAAACCAGUCUCUUUGCAAAACAUUUCCAAUACGGAUUUUGUUGGUCGAGAAUGGAUAUUUCGAGAAUUAGAGAACCGGACAAGCUCAAAAGAAAGUCGCGGUGUUUUGCUUGUAGCAGACCCAGGUUGGGGUAAAUCAGCCAUCAUGAAACAGUUGAUCAACUCACCAUCCUCCAGUGACGUCAUUCAUGAAAAUAUUAUUGCUUACCACUUGUGUAAUUUCAACGACAAACGUACACGUGACGGAGGACGAUUUGUGAAAAACGUAGGUCGUUUUAUCGCUGAAAAGGUUUCUAAAUUUCGAGAAGUUUUCGUAAAAGACGACGAUUGCGAAAAUCUGCCAAUUGAAUGUUUUCAAGAAGCAAUCAUAAAGCCUCUUAAAGAACUGGAUGACACAGAAAGAAGAGACUCUUUUAUUCUUAUCGACGCAUUGGAUGAGUGUUCGGAAAAGGAGAAUAGCCAUAGAUCGAUAAUUAAGAAGAUUUUGUACGAAACUAUCUCCGACUUCCCAAGUUGGGUGAAACUAAUAAUAACCUCGAGAAAUCAAACAAAGAGUAUUAGCAAAAUAUCGAAAAUUAAAGGUUUCUCCACCCUAAACAUAUUUGUAGAAGAUAAUAGGAAUGAACAGGAUUUGCGUACGUACGCGGAACAAAAGCUUCAAAAUUUUAGCGCUAAAACUGGACCACCGUGGACAGAUGAAACGUUGAUCUAUCAUGCUUUGAAAAAUUCCAAAGGUAACUUUCUAUUUCUCUGUGAAAUUAUAAAGUACUGGCACGACCAUCCACACAAAAUAAAUCCAGAGUCUACACCCGAGAGUUUAGAAGAUAUUUAUAAAGCUUUUUUUGCCGAACGGUUCAAAGAAGACGAUCUUAAACGAUUCCGACCACUGUUAGAAGUUCUACUUGCUUCUAACGAACCUCUGACAUUGGCUGAGAUUAAAGAUAUUUUACAUCUUUACGACGCUGAGGAAGUGGCCAGUGACCUUUCUCAAUUUUUCAAGGCUGAUAUUCAUAAAGCCCCUCUUGAGUUUCACCAUCAAUUCUUUGCUGAAUGGUUGACUAACCAAACGGACGGCAAUGAAGGUAUUUUUAUUCAGAAAUCAAAUGGCCAUCAAUACAUAGUCGACUUUUUAUUUUAUUCCUACAUGGAAAGACGGACUAACCUUACCUUAGAGAAACUAUCAGAAUUAUGCACACACAUUUUGAAUGCCGGCGAAAGGAGAUCUUUUGAGAAUUUGAAAAAACUUAGUUAUUUAAACGUUUCGAAGCUAAGAGGUCAACAUGGAAGGAAUAUAUUACAUGUUCUUGCCAGACAGAAAUUACAUGUUUCCGCCACAAAACUUAUUAAUACUCUGGUAGAGAAAUGUAAUAUUUCUGUUGACAUGUUGAAUGACAAUGGCGUCACUCCUGCAAUGUAUGCUGUAGAAACAGGUUCGUAUGAAAAUUUAAAGAUACUGAUCGAUAACGGCGCAAAUGUUAACUUCAUGACUCCUUACAAAUCGAAAUGCUGGAUUAAUGAAUACGGCUAUAGUAUACCACCAUAUAAAAUGAGUAUGAAUUCUAUCGCAGCCCAAGAUGGAGACAUAAAAAUAGCAGAGCUUCUAAUUGAAAGUGGCUCAGAUAUAAAUAAAACAGAAUAUUGUGGAUUGAAACCUCUGCAUUAUGCUGUAAUAGAGCGCAAUUUUGAAAUAGUUGAACUCUACCUAAAUCAUAGUGUUCAACCUGAUGCUGUUUCACUUCAUCACGCCGCUGCAAAAAAUCACACAGAAAUUGUGCGACUUCUUCUCAACACUGGAAUACGAGACACGUGCUUACCCUGGAACACAGAAGAUUGUUUUGCGAACAUAACUCAGUUGCAUCUUUGCUUAUCAGAGACAGCUCUUUAUGCGGCUGUGGCUGACAAUAACAUUGAUAUGGUGAAAUUAAUCCUCGAGUACGGUAAUGCAUCGGUCAACUGUAAGCAUUUCACUGGAAGAACACCUUUGAUGGAAGCUAUUGCAGAGAAAAAUGUUGAAAUAGUUCAUCGUCUUAUUAGCGCGGGAGCUAAUAUUAGCGCAGAGUGCGAAAGUUUUGAAAAUUGGCGUGAUCUUUAUGAUAACGAUAUAUACUAUAAUAAUCUAUAUUUUUUUCCAUGGCGACCUUGCAGUGGGUACCGCGUGAUUGAUUUUCUUUUCGCAUAUGGACUAUGGGAAAUGGUGAUUCCGAUAAUCUCCGAAGAACAACAUCGUGCGAUAUUUUCCACGGACAAUCCAAGAUGGAAUCCAGCAACAGUUGCUGCCAUUAAUGAUGAUGUCGAUUUUAUUAAUGCUACGUACGGCAACAAAAUAUCUACCAUUCCUCACAUCCAAACAGUGUUGCGUUACGUAGCUGUUUGUCAUUCAGUACAAACUUUUAGAUACCUCUGGAACAAUGAAUAUCUAAGAACGAAAUUAAGAAGUGUCUUUAGAGAUGGAAAAACUCUGCUCCAUUUUGCAACCUCAAAGGUCUAUGAACAAAACAAAAGAAAGGUAUCUGGACCUCUCGGUAUCCACUGUCCAAUCACGGAAGAAAUGCCUGUUCAUAUUGUUGAUGAAAAACGUUUGGAAAUAGUAGAUCUGCUGACCAAAGUACUCGCUUCGAAGAUAAAUAAAAAGGACAACCAUGGAAGAACCGCUCUUCAUUACGCUGCUGUACAUGGUUUACCAAAGAUCGUGGAAAUUUUCCUGAAAGAAAGAGCUGAUUGUAACAUAGAGGAUGAGAGAGGCAACACUGCCUUGGAAUUCGCACUGCGAGAAAAACCUGAAGAUCAUUAUGAACCUCUUUCAUGUUCGAUGACAAGCGAUCAAAUGUUUGAAAUAUGCGAUACUACCGCAUUCGAUGAAACAAUAAGUUAUUUAAUACAAAGAGCUUCGAUUAAGAUUUGCAACAGUAAAACUAAGAAGUUACUGGAUGGUUUAAUAAAACACAGACUACCUCUCAGCCUGUACGAAUUGUUUAAAUCAGGACUUGAUGUUGAGUGCGCUCAUGAACACUUUGUAAGAGCCUUGGAGUCGUACAAAAGUUGGAAAGUUUACGAAAUUCUGAAAGUGUUCAAGAUUUUUGAAAUUAAUUUUGAUGUGAAAUGUGGCAUUUCUUUUAGACAAUCCGAAUUACAUCUCGUGGCCUCUGUUUUUGGUCGUUCGGGGGAAAAUGCGAGAUCUCUUUUCCAAAGAUUCAUUGCUAAAAAUCCGAAAGGUGUCGAUAUUUUAAAUAAAUGUUACGACAAGGAAGGAUAUUUACCAAUGCAUCGAGCAAUUCAGAGUAGAAACUAUGAUGUAUUUUCCUGGUUCAUGGAUAAUGGUGUUGAUAUUUCUAAGAAGACACAAUCUGGUUUUACUCCUCUUGUUUUGGCGACGUACAGCUAUCUAGUAUCCCAUAGUCAUGGCACUGCAUAUCGUAUUUUAGAAAAAUUGUUAGAAAUAAUCAAUCAAACUAGCUUUCAAUGCAACAGCGACCUCAUUGACCUAUCACCACUCCACAUUGCGGGAAGUUGGGGAAAAUAUGGAUUGAAAAUCAUUCACAACAAAAUGCCACAGAUACCAUUAGAUUGUACAAAUAAAGACGGGAUUCAUCCAGUGUACUUGGCCUAUCUCCAUCACGCAGGAAAUUUUCAUCUGCCGCCUGAAGACGAUGAAUAUUUGCAGAAUUUAGCAUUCACAGCCCGUUUGAAAUAUCCCAAACGUGAGGUUGAAUAUCAUUUGAUUUACAACAAUAUAUUUUACAACUUGCGGCUGAACGACGUGAGAAACGAGCUCAACUACGAAGGUUUAUUCAGAUGUCCAGGUAUCAACGAACUGCUUCCUCAUAAAACAGUCGUAAAAAACCAUAUUGAAGUGAAUGGCUGCGCCACACGUUGUCUAAAAUUAUCAUUUGAAGCUUAUCGUGAUUUCUCAAUAAGUUUUCCUGAUCUACCCAUUCAAAUAUACAUUCCAAAUACCUUUAUUGGCGGUUUUAUUGACAUUGCAGCUCACAUGGCAGAGAUACGGUCUCAUUUAGUAAAAACAUUUUACUUCAAUCUGCGAAAUUCCAUUUCGAUUUCCGUUUUGAAGAAUCUCUGGAUAACAGCAAUCAAGGCUCGCUCUUGUGCCCAUAAUUGUUCCUGUUUUGAAGCAAUGUUACUUUUACAAGAGACGUUCCCAAGUUACGAGCCUUUCAAGCAAAGAAAAGUUCAUGAAUUUGUUGCUAAAAGAAUGGGUUGGACUGAUACUUCACUCGAAGGUGAUGUUUUGUAUCGUUGGCCUUUCGUUUUUUUACUGAAGAAAGCUUUAAAAAUGGACAAAGAAUACAAGUACUUGGAAAUUCUGGAAUCUAGACGGUUUGAAUGUUUCUGAUACAGCAUAUACUUGAUCAGUGGCGUGACGGACUAAGGUGGGCCCCUAAAGAAAUAUUUGGUAUUGUGGGGGUUCUGUCCGUCAGGAACAGUAUUAUGUUUUAACAAAGUAGUUAUUUUUAGCAGUUUUCUUGUGUCAUGCAAAUUAGUGCACUAGUGCUGGAUCCACUACUGGUUCUAAUUGACUAGUCUCCGGACCGUCCAACGGCCGGGGUCAUCUAUUUCUUGCCCUAACCCUAAUUUACCUAAUAAAAAUUCACAUGCAUUACGCCACUGUGCUGUUUGUUGUAGUGUCAGUCAGAGACAAAUAGACACGUACUACCUGUUCGACGAGCGCUUGUAAAAGACAUGUAGAAACAAACCAACAAUUUUUAGCAACUAGUUUCUAAUAUCGGAGACUGUUUCUCAUUAGUUUAAUGCUGUUGAACAAAACUUCUACCGUAGUAUUAUGAAUUAUGAUAUAUAUGA